CGCGCUUGUCUUCGCGGGCUGAAGGUUGCGCGUGCGCACGGGCGACGGUUGGGCAUGCGCAUCAGUUCCCUUCGGCGCUUUGUUCUCGACGGAGGCGGCAGCGCAUGCUUAGUGCUUGAGCCUUCUGUGACGGGGGUGGUGUGCGAACGUCCACGCCGCACGGGAGCGGGCGGCGGCGGGAGCGCAGGCGCAGUGGGCGAGGAGCUGUUGGCGGCGGCGGCGGUGGUGUUUCCGGCCCUUCACUUCCUGUCUUGGGAGUCCCGGCGGUCGGUGCGCGGCAACCCUGUUCGCCCUCUCGGUCCCCCCGCUCGUUCGGCCGCCCCCCCGCCCCCUCUUUCCGCGGAUGCAGCGCCGCGAGGACCCCGCCGCCCGGCUGGGCCGGACCCCGGGCCCCGCCGCCAGACAAGGGGCGCCCGGGCCUCGCCGGACGCCCCGAGGCGGAGCCCGAGGGGCCGGGGCCCAGCCGCCGCCGCUUCUCCCGCCCGCCGCUACGGCCGCCGCCGCCUCCCAGACCCCCACCGCCGCGCCCACCCCGCUCCUGCCCGGGGCCACCGUCAAGAUGGAGCCCGAGAACAAGUACCUGCCGGAGCUCAUGGCCGAGAAGGACAGUCUGGACCCGUCCUUCACCCACGCCAUGCAGCUGCUGACGGCAGAAAUUGAAAAAAUUCAGAAGGGUGAAACAAAGAAGGAUGAGGAAGAGAACUACUUGGAUUUGUUUUCCCACAAGAACAUGAAACUGAAGGAACGUGUUCUGAUACCUGUCAAACAGUAUCCCAAGUUUAAUUUUGUUGGGAAGAUUUUGGGACCCCAAGGCAACACCAUUAAAAGACUGCAGGAAGAAACUGGGGCCAAGAUCUCUGUGCUUGGAAAAGGUUCAAUGAGAGACAAAGCGAAGGAGGAAGAGCUGCGCAAAGGAGGAGAUCCCAAAUAUGCUCAUUUAAAUAUGGAUCUGCAUGUCUUCAUUGAAGUCUUUGGACCACCUUGCGAGGCCUAUGCUCUCAUGGCUCAUGCCAUGGAAGAAGUCAAGAAGUUCCUUGUUCCGGAUAUGAUGGAUGACAUCUGCCAGGAGCAGUUUUUGGAGCUGUCCUAUCUGAAUGGGGUACCAGAACCAGCACGUGGCCGAGGGGUCCCUGUGCGAGGAAGAGGAGCAGCUCCCCCUCCUCCACCUGUUCCUAGGGGGCGUGGUGUGGUGGGCCCUCCUCGUGGGGCCCUGGUGCGAGGAGCACCAGUGAGAGGUGCCAUAGCUAGAGGAGCUACUGUGGCCCGUGGUGUACCCCCUCCUCCAGCAGUAAGGGGCGCUCCCGUACCAAGAGCUCGUGCAGCAGGCAUUCAGAGAAUACCACUUCCUCCUCCACCCGCACCGGAAACUUACGAAGAUUAUGGUUAUGAUGAUACAUAUGCGGAGCAGAGUUAUGAGGGAUAUGAAGGCUACUACAGCCAGGGCCAAGGGGACACAGAAUAUUAUGAUUAUGGACAUGGGGAGGCACAAGAAUCCUAUGAAGCUUAUGGCCAAGAUGACUGGAAUGGAACAAGGCCCUCCCUGAAGGCCCCACCAGCUAGGCCAGUGAAGGGGGCCUACAGAGAGCACCCUUACGGACGCUAUUAAAAACAUGAGGGAAAAAUAUCAGUUACUAGCAAACAGUUGUUACUGAUUCUUGUAUCUCCCAGGAUUCCUGUUGCUUUACCCACAUCAGACAAGUAAUUGUCUAACUGUUUUUCUUCGUGGCCCCCUUUUCUCCCACUCCAUCCUCACCUUGCAUUCUGGCUUCUGUACGUAGUAUUUUAAAAUGAGUUAAAUAGAUUUAGAAGACCAACUUUAAAUUUUUUUUUAAGUGUGUAGAUUGCUUUUCUUUGUUGUUUAGAUAUAAACACAACUGUACUUUUUUUAAUAAAAGUUGAGUUUAAAAAAAAAUUAGUUUCAAAAGUGACAUGCUUGCUUAACAGUUAUGAAAUUAAGGUUUUGUUAACCUUUAAGUUUGGUUUUUAAGAUACCCGUAAAAGUUGUAGUUGCAGAAUCCCAAAAGUAGGCUACAUUUCAAAAUUCAGGGCUGUUUUUAAGAAUUAAAAUCAUAAUGUAACGGUAGUGGCUGCCACCGUUUAAAAGUAAGCUCAGUUGUCAAACUUUCCUUAAAAGCAGAUUGCUGGUGAAUCUUAAGUUUAAAUUUUAAUACAAAGAUCCUCCUAACAAAUUAAAUAGUUUUUUUUUUUUUUAAGUUAAUUGAUUUAAAAAAAAAUUAGGUUUGUAAAAUUGACUUUUAUGUGGGUUUUGAAAUCUAGCCCCGAACACGCGGUGUUGAGAGAUGCUUGGGAAGCAGAUUUUUCCAGUGUAAAGGGGUUCUUAGCUUGGUUCUGUGCGGAGAACUUUUAAGACGAGAACAAAUUUAAAUCACUGCACUGCUCUGUCUAAUUGCCCAGGGUUUGAAAUUCGAAACUAUUAAAUGGAUAGUAGGUUUGCAUUCUGUAAAACUACAGAUUUCUCAUUUUAGGAUAUUUGGGGCAGAUAAUACAGUGCGAGUUGAAAAUUGGCAAAGGUGUCAAUAUUUAGCAAUCCCAGUGACUUGUUCAAGUGUGUCUCAACACUAGCUUUAUAUAAAAAGGGACACUGCAGCUGAAAAAAUGAGAAAUUUCACUUUGUACAUAGGUUAAAGUCCUAAUUGGAUUUGUACGCUGUCCUCCCACUUUGUUCUUGAAGAUUAAAUGCUACGUGUGUAAAGUCUGCCUAAAUAGGUAGCUAAAACUUGUCAAAAUGUCUGCAGCAGUUUGUCAAUAAAGUUUAGUCCUUUUUUAAUCAAAGUAAA
Messenger RNA from Trachemys scripta elegans, 2798 nucleotides. It is a transcript of the gene KHDRBS1, whose product is annotated as KH RNA binding domain containing, signal transduction associated 1. Gene Ontology annotation, biological process: regulation of alternative mRNA splicing, via spliceosome. The coding region runs from base 344 to 1606 and encodes 420 amino acids. NCBI's taxonomy places the organism in Eukaryota, Metazoa, Chordata, Testudines, Emydidae. The transcript is spliced from 9 exons. Gene Ontology annotation, cellular component: nucleus. Gene Ontology annotation, molecular function: mRNA binding; poly(A) binding. The record is from RefSeq and is a predicted model, not a curated record.